AGGGCUGCUUCCAUGGUGGGUCUUGCAGCCCCCUGGCUCACCACCUUGUCAUGAGCGAGCCCCCCAACUGAUGUCUGAGAACCGAAAACUAGCCACCAAAGGAGCCGUAUCGACAAAAGACCGCGACUGGCCCCUAAGGAACUACCAGGAACCGUUUUGUCCAACUGAACGUGGGAACGUCUGUAGGACUCGGCUGCCCUGGCUCAGCCAGGACGGGUCUGAGGACCUCCUGCAGCUCUGGCUGCUGCCCUAUGGAAAGCCCAGAGAGGGGAGGGGACCUGCCCCAGGUCACACAGGAACUGGGCCUUGAGCCUCCCCGGCCACGGCCUUGCCUCCCUCCACCCGGGACACUGCGGUCCCUGUAGGGCAGUGGCCCGCCCCUCCUCCUUGCGCUCAGAAAGGGACCUCCUCGCCCUCCUCCCACCCCUGGGCUGGGCCUGGGCGACAGUGAGCAGGACAGCAGGUGGGCGGCGGUGCCAGUGACGGAUCUGUCCUGUCCCUCUGCCCUGCCGCUGGCCCCACAGGGCUGUGCCUAGGGCCGCAAGGCCCCGGCACGGUGAGGGUUACAGCCGGGGCCCCUCCCAGUCUCCAGAGCCACUGUCCCCUAGCAACAGUGCUGCCAGGCAGGACGCGCCAACGCUGGGCACAGCGGCCGUGUGAAGGGCUCCAGGACUGACGAAGGCCAGCCCAGAGAGCCCCGACCCGGCAUGGACGCUGUGGACGCCACCGUGGAGAAGCUCCGAGCGCAGUGUCUGUCCCGAGGGGCCUCGGGCAUCCAGGGCCUGGCCAGGUUUUUCCGCCGCCUGGACCGGGACGGGAGCCGAGCCCUGGAUGCGGGGGAGCUCCGGCGGGGCCUGGCCGAGCUGGGGCUGGCGCUGGACAAGGCCGAGGCGGAGGCCGUGUGCCGGCGCUGGGACCGCGACGGCAGCGGGUCGCUGGACCUGGAGGAGUUCCUGCGGGCGCUGCGGCCCCCCAUGUCCCAGGCCCGUGAGGCGGUCAUCGCGGCCGCGUUUGCCAAGCUGGACCGCAGCGGGGACGGCGUGGUGACGGUGGACGACCUCCGGGGGGCGUACAGCGGCCGCGCCCACCCCAAGGUGCGGAGCGGGGAGUGGACCGAGGAGGACGUGCUCCGCCGCUUCCUGGACAACUUCGACUCCUCCGAGAAGGACGGGCAGGUCACGCUGGCCGAGUUCCGCGACUACUACAGCGGCGUGAGCGCCUCCGUGGACACCGACGAGGAGUUCGUGGCCAUGAUGACCAGCGCCUGGCGGCUGUGAGCAGCCCACUCGCUCAGCUGGCACCAGCGUUGUGUAGGACCCCCACCCGACACCCCUGAGCCAGGGACCCCUCACCUGGGAUUCGAGCUAGGCAGCCCCCGGGGUGGGGCUGGAGGGGAGUGUGGGAGGACGGAGGCCGCAGAACCGGCUGGACCAGGUGUCAGGACCCUGCUGGCCACCAGGUGUUAGUGAGACAAAGGUUCCAAGGAUGGGUCCCUGGCUCAGGACCCCAGGGAGAAAGGCCCUGCCCGCCCCCCACGCUGAGCUGACCCCAGGCCUCCCAAAGCCGCUGCAGAUGCCCCACCCCCUGCCCCUCCCUCGUGUGUCCCCGGGGAAGCCCGGCGGCCCGAGUUGGGCAACAAAGAGCUGUGUGUGAAGCGAGGCAUAGUCUGGUCACCUGCCCAGCGUGGAGUGUGGGGUGGGGCCAGGCUGCUGGAGGAACCUCACCCUGGGAGGUAGAGGCCGCUCCUGGCAG
This is a messenger RNA of Diceros bicornis minor, 1752 nucleotides long. RefSeq names its product calcyphosine (gene CAPS). Gene Ontology annotation, cellular component: vesicle. Gene Ontology annotation, molecular function: calcium ion binding. The record is from RefSeq and is a predicted model, not a curated record. The coding region runs from base 708 to 1277 and encodes 189 amino acids. The transcript is spliced from 5 exons. Lineage: Eukaryota; Metazoa; Chordata; Mammalia; Perissodactyla; Rhinocerotidae.